AUGGGUAAUUUUAGAUUUCCAAUUAAAGUAAAGAAUCCUGUUGGAUUUCUUAAUACCAGAAUAAUUCGUGAUAAUUUCAAGAGACAACAAGUCGCUGACCAUGAGGUAACAGUAACUGCAUUGAAAUUUAUUUCUAGAAACACUUUGUUACCUGCUAGAGUGAGAUUGGAAGCUCAGUUACAAUUAGCAACCAUGCCAAACUAUACCAGAGAAGCACAGAUUAAAAAUAGAUGUGUGGAAAGUGGAAACAGUCACUCUGUUAAUAGAGCCUUUAGAUUGUGUAGACAGCAGUUCAGAGAAAGAGCUAGAGGUGGUGAUUUGCCUGGUGUCAAAAAGGGUGUGUGGUAA
Saccharomycopsis crataegensis is the source of this 348-nucleotide messenger RNA. RefSeq names its product mitochondrial 37S ribosomal protein uS14m MRP2 (gene MRP2). NCBI's taxonomy places the organism in Eukaryota, Fungi, Ascomycota, Saccharomycetes, Ascoideales, Saccharomycopsidaceae. Gene Ontology annotation, biological process: translation. Gene Ontology annotation, cellular component: ribosome; mitochondrial small ribosomal subunit. The coding region runs from base 1 to 348 and encodes 115 amino acids. Gene Ontology annotation, molecular function: structural constituent of ribosome. The transcript has a single exon. The record is from RefSeq and is a predicted model, not a curated record.